Pezoporus flaviventris is the source of this 1257-nucleotide messenger RNA. RefSeq names its product epoxide hydrolase 3 (gene EPHX3). Lineage: Eukaryota; Metazoa; Chordata; Aves; Psittaciformes; Psittacidae. The coding region runs from base 79 to 1221 and encodes 380 amino acids. Gene Ontology annotation, molecular function: hydrolase activity. The record is from RefSeq and is a predicted model, not a curated record. The transcript is spliced from 8 exons.
AAUGAGCGGGGAGGGGGGCGGGGCCGGGCGCGGCCGAGCUCGGGCGGGCGGAGGAAGCGGCGCGAGAAGGUCCCGGCCAUGCUCCUGUCCCUGUGCUCGCUGCUGCUGGCGCCCACCCGGCUCCUCUUGGCCGUGUCGAGCCUGGUGGCCCGGCUGGGGGUGGCGGUGGCCACGGGGGCCGCGGCGGUGGCCUACGGGCUCUGGGGCCUUUGGGUGCUGCUGCGCCGGGGACCCCGAGCCACCUUCGGGCGGCGGGCGCGGGACCGGCCCCCUCCCGGCCUGGCCGAUGGCACCUAUGGGGAGCACAAGUACCUGCGCCUUAAGGACUCGGGGCUGAUGCUCCACUACGUCACCCGGGGUCCAGCCACGGCCCCAUUGAUGCUGCUUCUCCACGGCUUCCCUCAGAACUGGUUCUGCUGGCGCCACCUCCUGCAGGAGUUUGGUUCCCGGUACCGGGUGGUGGCCUUGGACCUCCGCGGUUACGGCGCCUCCUCCAAGCCACCGGGCAGGGACAGCUACCGCCUGGAGGCGCUGCUGGACGACGUGCGCCAGGUCAUCGAGGCGCUGGGCACCCCCAAUGGGCCCAACGGAGCCCCCGGCGCCCCCCCCGCGCCCCCCAAGUGCAUCCUGGUGGGACACGACUGGGGGGGGGUCCUGGCCUGGGAAUUGGCCGCCGGCCACCCAGAGCUGGUGGAGAAGCUGGUGGUGAUGGACGCGCCGCACCGCGCCGUCAUGGCCGGCUUCACCCUAGGCCACCCCACGCAGCUCCUGCGCUCCAGCUACGUCUUCCUGUUCCAGUUGCCCUGGCUGCCGGAGCUGCUGCUCUCCCUGGCGGACUUCGAGUUGGUGAAGCUCAUCCUGACCGGAGCAUGGACCGGGAUCCAGAGCCCCGGUCGGAGCUUGACGGAGCAGGAGUUGGAUGCUUACAUCUACAGCCUGGCCCAGCCCGGGGCGCUCAGCCCCCCCCUGCACCACUACCGCAACCUCUUCAGGGGCACCCCGAUCCCUCGCGAGCCGCCCCCCAUCGCCACGCUGCUGCUGUGGGGCGGCCACGACGCGCUCCUGGACCCACGGCUGGUGCCGUCCCUGCGCCGGUGCCUGCGGCCCAGCGCCCGCCUCUGCCUCCUGCCCGACGCCAGCCAUUGGCUGCCUGAGGACCAGCCCCGUGCCCUCGCCCGCCUCAUCCAGGACUUCUUGGAUGGGGGCAGCCUGCACCCAUAGCAGCACCCAUGGGUGCUCCCCAUAUGGUACCCAUAG